Molecule: messenger RNA, 2428 nt
Organism: Triplophysa rosa
Lineage: Eukaryota; Metazoa; Chordata; Actinopteri; Cypriniformes; Nemacheilidae
Gene: fndc5a
Product: fibronectin type III domain containing 5a
Exons: 6
Coding region: 264-878 (204 amino acids)
Molecular function (GO): protein binding
Source: RefSeq, a predicted model, not a curated record
GACGAUUCAGGCAUCACACACCUUCAGAUAGUUUGAAGCCUCUCCAGUGCAGCACGUCGUUUUAAACGGUACUCGUAUGAAAACCCACAGACACAAAAAGGAAGCUUUGCCAUGAAAUUCUUCGCGUGAGCAUCCGAGCUCGAGGACGCGCGUGUCGGGCUGAUGCCGAGCGCUGUCCGCGGUGCUGAAAUCAAGCGCGUCCACUCCAGACACUGACAGCGAAUCGAAUAGAUGAUAUUUCACGUCCAGCCUCCGUGGAAGGGAUGAGGGGAUUCUUCAUGACCACGCCGCUGCUCGUAUUGAGCUGCUUUGGAGCGUCGUGGGUCGUCGCUGACAGCUUGGUAGCUCCAGUGAACGUGUCGAUCAAAGAUCUGAAGUCCAACUAUGCUCUGCUCACAUGGGACACGCCAGACAGGGAGUCAGUCAUCGGAUUUGCCAUCACACAGCAGAAAAAAGACGUGCACAUGCUGCGCUUCAUCCAGGAAGUGAACACCACUAUGAGGAGCUGUGCAUUGUGGGAUUUGGAGGCAGACUCAGACUACAUUGUGCACGUUCAAUCCAUCAGCGUAAGCGGACCGAGUCCUGUCAGUGAACCGCUGCAGUUCAGAACACCGAGAGAAGCUGAAACACAAGCAUCCAAAAGCAAAGAAGAAGUUACCAUGGAAGAAGUAGAACAGAAUGCUCAGCUGAGGGCAGGAGAGUUCAUCAUCAUCGUGGUGGUUCUGGUCAUGUGGGCCGGUGUGAUAGCUCUCUUCUGCCGUCAGUAUGACAUCAUCAAAGACAACGAACCAAACAAUAAUAAGGAUAAAGCCAAGAACUCAUCCGAGUGCAGUACGCCCGAGCAUCCAUCAGGUGGACUGCUGCGGAGCAAAGUAUAAGAGUCCAGAAGACGCCAGGCAAGAGUUCAUCCCAUCGGACAGUAACAGCAGCAACAACAGGACGCCAUCUUUGAACAUGAUUAAAGUGUCAUCAAAAGAUGACGCUGUUACCCACAUGUGCUCAUUCGGGACUUCUGGGUGUUAUCUAAAGCCAAAUCUGUAAUCUGGAAUAUUUCUGCUGGACUGGGAACACAGUGAGCACAUCUGAAGGAUGUUGUGAAAGUGAACCUUCACGCUGACUCCUCUGGAUCCAGCGGACUGAAGAUGAGAAGAAAUCUGUGGCUGAAUGGAGAGAAACACCAGAGAAACGCAGAACAGAAAAAGGAAUUCUGUCUUUCCUUAAACAAACUGUAUUCUGCAUCACUACAGAUGUGGACGAGGAGCUUGAUGUAUAUUCUUCGACUUAGUGUGAUGAAAUCUAUCUCAACCUUUGUUUGCCACUUAAAAUGGACAACGUGCACAGAACAGAACAGAACAGCCAGACCUCGGGACAAACCCGCACAUUUUUUAUUUACAUAAUUGUAGUCAAAAUGAUAAAAUAACAGAAAUUGACGUUUGGGAAUUAUGCCGUUUCCAAAAAUGUAAAAACAAACCACAAACCAACAAACACUUUCUUUAAAGGUGCCAGUUCCUAGAAUACAGUUCUGCAUGUUCUCAUUUAGAGAAUGCUCAUUCUAGGGUUGUGUGGUUCCAUAAAGAACCUUUAACAUCCACCUUUUGUUGCAGAAAAGGUUCUUUGGAAGAAGACUCUUUGGUUCUUUAGUGAACCAAAAGUGAUUUCUCUAUGGCAUCACUGUGAAGAUUGUGAAUGUUUUUUUUAACCAGAACUCAUAGAAACAGAACACGUCCUAGUUCACAUAAUCGGGAUUUGGGUAAAGAUCAGUAUAUUGACUUUUGAUUGCAGACUUGACAUAUCUGAGCUCAGUUUGAUCUCUUCCGAAACUCGUUUCUCAGGAGAAAUAUCUGAGACGGAGAAAACUCGCACUUAAUCUCAGUGAAUUAUUUUGACAUCAAAAAGAUCUCUUCUGUGGUUUUUUCUUUCUCACAGUCUGUCACACUUAUUAGUAAAUAGUUCUUUAAACAAACUGAUUAUAGUGAGCUAUACCAAGUAAACGACAACAAAUCUUUUGAGAGCUUUCAAGAGUUUGAAAGAGUCUAAGGAAGGACUAGGAGAAACUACUGAAGAAAACAUUUAAAGGAAGAACCCAUCUGUCCUGGGCCCACAGAUGACUUUUGUUUGGAAGAUUUGAGUUAGAACUUCUGUUCAAUAGUAAUGAAGUGAUAUUUCUGUCUGUUUUCUCAUAAAUGUGAAUGUUGUCUCUGGGAGAAACUAAACUCUCUCAACAAGGGCUGAACAUCUCUCGCGUCAGCAAUAACAUCAUGAGGGAUUCUGACCGGCCCUCCAUGAACUUACUGAAUUUAUCCUGAUGGGACUAUCAGUGAUGGUCAAUUACUAUGAUUUAUGGGAAUCUGAGGUCUAAACACUACCGUGUUCUCAAUUUGACAGUGACCUUAUCAACAUUCUCCUGGACACAGUGUCAUUAAAUCUG